Messenger RNA from Dujonia railenensis, 3438 nucleotides. The record is from the annotation of a GenBank genome assembly. NCBI's taxonomy places the organism in Eukaryota, Fungi, Ascomycota, Pichiomycetes, Serinales, Debaryomycetaceae.
AUGGACUCUUAUUUCGGUGAUGUUCCUUCCGGUAAGGAAUACCCUAAAUACUCAUUGCAGCCAAACUUCAAACCGGUUGACCACCUCUUUGAAGAAAGGCUAAGACAAUUCAUUGACAGAGGUGGUAAGUAUCGCGAUCUCAACUUACCUCAUUUCUGGGAUAAGGGGAGAUUGGAUACUAACACUGAGUGGGUUAAUUUAAAGGUGUUCAAGGUCCCUGACGAUGUUGAUGGGAAGACUCAAAGGCCACUUUUCAAAGAUCUUGACUUUAAGAAUUUGCCAUGGGAAGAUACCAAUAAAGGCAAUUCCUUUGGCCCUUCAUGGAAAACCUUCUGGUUCAAGAUUGAAUGGGAGAUUCCAGGAGAUUGGCUCGAACUGGGACAGGAAAUCCACUUUGAAUGGGAUGGUGACAAUGAAGGUUUGAUUUACAAUAAGCAUGGAUUACCAUUGCAAGCAUUCACAGGUGGUGAUGAAAGAUCGACUUUCAGACUUCCAAAGGAGUACACUAUUGCAGGAAAGCAGACAUUUUAUCUCGAAGCUGCUUGUAAUGGAAUGUUUGGGAUAGGAGACCAAGGUAACCUUGACCCCAAUAGAUAUUUCUAUCUCUCCAGGUGUGAAUUGGUCAGACCAAAUCUUACUGCAAGAAAGCUUUUCUAUGACUUCUGGAUUAUAUCUGAUGCAGCUAGAGAAUUCCCGAGCGACUCAUGGCAAAAGUGGCAAGCCCAAACCAUUUGUAAUGACAUCAUGGAUAUUUUUGAUCCUGAGGAUGUGAAGACCUUGGAUAAAUGUAGAGAAUUGGCUAAGGGAUACUUGGGUAAGGACAUUGAUUCCGAUGCGGUUUUCCAUGUGAAGCCUCCAUUGAACAGAAUUGAAGUUUUCGGUGUUGGAAACUGUCACAUUGACACAGCAUGGUUAUGGCCAUUUGCUGAAACCAAGAGAAAGAUCGUCAGAUCUUGGACCACUCAGAUUAAAAUUGCAGACGAGUACCCUGAAUAUGUUUUCGUAGCAUCUCAAAUGCAACAAUUCAAGUGGUUGAAGAAGUACCACCCAGAGACUUUGAAGCUUGUACACGAAAAGUUUGCAACUAACCAAUUCUUACCAAUUGGAGGUUCAUGGGUUGAAAAUGACACCAAUUUGCCCGAUGGUGAAUCCUUGAUUCGUCAAUUCCUUUUGGGUCAGAAUUUCCAACUCAAUGAAUUUGGCGUUAAGGCUGAUAUCUUUUGGUUACCUGAUACUUUCGGAUACUCUUCACAGAUUCCACAAAUCUGUCAAAUUGUCGGAAUUAACAAGUUCGUCACUCAGAAGUUAUCAUGGAACAAUAUAAACCAGUUCCCCUUGUCAACCUUCAAUUGGGUUGGUAUUGAUGGAUCCCAAGUUUUAGUCCAUAUGCCUCCAGCUAAUACUUAUACUGCAGAUGCCAAUUUCGGUGAUGUGGUUAGAUCGCAGCAUCAACAUAAGAAUAUGAGAGACGUCCCGGCAGGGUUGUUACUUUAUGGUAAGGGUGACGGUGGUGGUGGACCCACUGAAGAUAUGUUAGAGAAAUUACGUCGUUGCAGAGGUGUAGCUAAUACUUCUGGGUUAAUGCCUACCUUACAAUUAGGAGUUACUCCAGACGAUUUCUUUGAUCAUAUAAUGGAAAAAUCUAAACAUGGUUUAACUUUACCAAGUUGGGUUGGUGAGAUCUACUUAGAAUUCCACAGAGGUACUUAUACUACUCAAGCUGAUAUUAAGAAGUAUAUGAGAAGAGGUGAGGCCAAGUUGCAUGAUUUAGAAUGGAUUGCAACCUUAUUAUCUUUAACCAAGGGCAAGGAUUAUUCUUACCCUAAAAAGGAAUUGCAGGCCUUGUGGGAAGAUUUAUGCUUAUGUCAAUUCCACGAUGUUUUGCCAGGAAGUUGUAUUGGAAUGGUUUACUAUGAAGAGGCUAAGCCAAUGCUUAGAAGAUUAUUGAAAAAGGUCGAUAAAUUGAUCCAAGAAGGUCUUGACUUGUUGAACAAGAAAAAGCGCAAGAAUGUUUUGAAAUUAUGGGAUGUUGGUUUUGCCAACACCUUACCUUGGGCAAGACAUGAGAUUGUUAAAGUUGACAUUUCAUCGAAUGAAAAAGCCAACAUCGAGACCGCCAGAGGAAACUCAAAGGCGAUCCAAUACUCUACAAAGGAUCAGGAGGUUGCCUACGUUUCUGUCAAUUCUCAUGCUAGGGAGGAUGAAACUAACGUCAAUAAUUUUGAUGAUAUCUUGUACAAGGCGUCAGUUAUCGCAGAAGAAGACGGCUCUUACAUUUUAUCAAAUGAACUCAUCAAGGCUACUAUAUCCAAGCACGGUAUUAUCACUUCUUUAUACGAUACUGUGAACAAGAGAGAAGUUAUUGAUACUAGACAAACUAGACAGACUAGUAAGGAAGACGGUACAACCACAAUCGGUGGAAACCAAUUUUUGAUAUUUGAUGAUGAACCUUUGAACUUUCCUGCUUGGGAUACUGAAUUGUACUCGUUAAACAAGUUCAAAUUCUUGACAGAUGGUGAAGUAUCUAUUUUAGAAAGUGGUCCAUUGAAAUCUUCUUUGUUAGUAAAACAUUCCAUUUCUGAUAAGUCGAGUAUUGAGACUGAGAUUUCCAUUGAAGGUAUUACCGGAGCUAGUGACGUUGUGCAAAACAACUACAUCAAAUUUUCUAGUGAUGUUAAGUGGCAUGAAACUUAUAAGUUUUUGAAGGUUCAGUUUCCUACUACAAUUCACACAGCACAGCAAGCUAAUUAUGAAACUCAAUUUGGUAUCACCCAAAGACCAACUCAUUUCAAUACUUCAUGGGAUGUUGCUAAGUUUGAAGUGUGUCACCAUAAGUUUAUGGAUUUGUCAGAAUUCAAUUAUGGUGUUUCCAUUAUUAACGACUCUAAGUACGGUGGUGCUAUCCAUGGAAAUUUAAUCAGAUUAUCACUUUUAAGAUCGCCAAAGGCACCCGACGAAAAGGCAGAUAUGGGAGACCAUCAUUUCGAAUAUGCUAUCUAUCCUCACAAAAAUACCCUUGGACCUGACACUGUUAGAUUGGGAUAUAAUUUCAACCACAAUAUCCAUAGUAAGGAUUUAACAAAGGCACCAGUGCAUGACAUUCAAAAGUUUGGGGAUUUGGUUGGUAUUGAAAGCGAAAGUAAGAGUUUAAUUUUGUCGCAAAUAAAGAGAGGGGAAUAUGAUGAAGAUUUAGUGAUUUAUCCUAACCUUGCAAUUCAAAACAAAGGAAAGAAAUCGUUUAUUACUAGAGUUUACGAAUCAUUAGGAGGCUCAAGUAGUGGAACAUUGAAGGUUAAUUUGAAUGAGUUACCUGUUUCCAAGGUAUACAAAGUCAAUGGAUUAGAAGAAGAAAUUGAAGAAGUUGAUAUUCUGAAGGAUGGAGAAGUCUCAAUUAGUUUGCAAGGAUUUGAGAUUGCAACCUAUAAAUUUGUUAUUUAG